GGAGUAUGUCUCAUAGUAUUCAUUCUUAUGUGAAUGGUAUAUGAAUGCAGGAAAUGGCAACAAAAGCUAAAGGAAGUUCAAAACUGAUGAGUUUGUACAAAUUGUGGUCAGAAUUAGAUGAAGACUUUAAACUCUUAAUUAACAACAGAACUGAUAAUAAUGGUGAUGGAAGUUCUCUGUUGACCCUCUUGAGACUUAUCCCCGGUAAACGUGUGGAAAUUUCAACAUUUUUGUUGCAAGAGUUCAUGACACUUUAUGAACAUACAGAAAAUGAUUUUUAUUUUAGGGUCUGUGGUCAACAACACAUGAACGUCACAUUGGAGGACGUUUUAUUUUUGACUAAUUUGCCUAUUAUAGGCCGGCCCAUUGUCCCCACUGACAAUAGAGAUCAAGAUGCUUUCUAUCGACUUUUUUCAGAAAGGACAUCUUUACUUAGCCUAGUCAAGUUGAGAAAUAUUUGUUGCGAUACAAAUAGAAAUAGUGAUGAGAGGAUCAAGGCUGUCCUUCUCAUGAUUGUGACAUGCCUAAUUGCUCCAAAUGGGAACGGACAAAACUGCAAAACUUCUUACGUCCAAUUUAUCGAAAAAUUGGACGAAGUAAACUCUUAUGCUUGGGGAGCUGCAAUGUUAGCAUACUUGUAUCAAGGUAUGAAGGAAUGGAAGACCAAAGAUAAGGCAAUUGACGGCUUCACAUGGCUUGUAAUGGGCUUCUUCUUUUCCCAUUUUAGAGGUCUUUAUACGAUCUUCAAUAUUACUGCGGAGGAAAAUCAGGCUCAUAAUAAGCCAAAACUGGCAUAUUUGAUAGAGUCACUUGGGAGAACCGACGCAAACCACCACAAGAAGAUCAACAGCGCAUUACAGUUGCAGUUGAAUUUGGUACAUGAGCUCCUGAGACAGGAGGAGAAGCAGAUGUGA
Trifolium pratense (red clover) is the source of this 914-nucleotide messenger RNA. RefSeq names its product protein MAIN-LIKE 2-like. NCBI's taxonomy places the organism in Eukaryota, Viridiplantae, Streptophyta, Magnoliopsida, Fabales, Fabaceae. The record is from RefSeq and is a predicted model, not a curated record. Bases 45 to 914 code for a protein of 289 amino acids. The transcript has 3 exons.